UGUCCGAUGAGCGUAUGUUGCGUCGUCUCGAAUAUUCCUGCUUCGUUUCAUUCCGCUGAUCUGCGUUCGUUUUUUUCUCAUUUUACAGAGAGUAAGAGUUUUCACUGUUUUCAUUACAAACACAGACCAGAGAUACGACAAAAGGUUAGUUUCACUUCAGAAAACUCAACAGACGACACGACCGCUCAGGAACGAGGUGACGUGCUUUGUGGGGAGCAGACUAAGUCAUGCUGUUGUGUAAUAAAAGUAGAUGAGAGCCAGACAAAAGAACUAUUGCGUGUGUAUGAUGGGAAACACUGGGUGGACAGGAAAGGAACGUAUCUUCGCAACAAAGUGAAGAUAUCACGGCUUAGACUGAUAGACGAUGCAAACACGGACGAUGAUGUGUCGGCGUCUGGAGGAGAUGUAACUCUAAAAUCAUCUGAUUGUGAGAGACUGCCGGAAUUGAACCCUCCUGCCAAUCUGAUGCCACAGGGCAAUGUUGGAACUCCAACUUCGUAUUUUCUUGCUCUCAUUCAAGCCUGUCGUUUUCCUCCUAAGCUAAUUGGACAUUUGGGAUUGGUGUUUAGCAAGAGUAAACGUAGGAAAUAUGGUGCUGUUCCGUUAGAUUACAGCAAGCUUGAUGCCCAAGUUGGUGGUCAUUGUGAAGAUGAAGAUAAGGGUGAUGGUAGUGAUGCCCUAGAUACUCACUUUUCAGACAGUCAAUCUUCUCCUCUUGAUUUAUUAAACUGUCGGACAGCACACGGUCAUCUCAUUAGGGAUGAUGUUGUAGAUUUCAAGCUACAGGGUGAAAAGUCGGUUGAUGAAAACGACAUGAAGGAUGAUGUGAUUAUUGGUGAAGACAGUGAUGGUGAUGCUGAGGAAUGGGACAGACAUGAAGCACUUUAUGAUGAUGUCGACACUCAGGGUCGUAGCAAAGAACGAUUAUAUGAAGAAGAGAUUGAAUUAAAGUGGGAGAAGGGAGGAAGCGGAUUAGUUUUUUAUACCGAUGCUGCUUAUUGGGAUCAACUCGAAGGAGACUUUGAUGAAAAGACAAGUGAUGACUGGGAUGUGGACAUGAGCGUCUACUAUGAACCAGGUGCCGGUGACAAGGACUCUAGAGACUUCGUACAAAUGAGAUAUGAGACAAGACAGAGACAGGGAAAGAACUUGCCUGAUUGGCAUGGUAUUGGAGGCUUUGAAAAACAUACCAAGGGCUUCGGCGGACGAGUGAUGAGAAGUCAGGGCUGGGAAGAAGGGCAAGGAUUAGGGCGACAAUCUAGAGGUAUUGCAACACCACUGGAAGCUGAUGGGCAACUUCCUCGUAACAAGAAAGGUUUAGGUUAUCAGGGUGAGAAGCUGGAUCGAAUGCAGGGUCGAAAGCGUCACCGAGCCGAGGGUGGAGUGUUUCUGUCUACCAUUUAUGACCACAAAGAUGAUCCAGACUCACUGUUGAGAUUACGCGGUCCAGCAGCUUUGAAAUAUCGGAAAUCCUUUAACUUCAAGUCAAGAAAAACAAUAGAGUCAGGCUCUCAAUAAACA
Molecule: messenger RNA, 1521 nt
Organism: Corticium candelabrum
Lineage: Eukaryota; Metazoa; Porifera; Homoscleromorpha; Homosclerophorida; Plakinidae
Product: G patch domain-containing protein 3-like
Exons: 7
Coding region: 7-1518 (503 amino acids)
Biological process (GO): negative regulation of type I interferon production; negative regulation of RIG-I signaling pathway; positive regulation of DNA-templated transcription
Molecular function (GO): nucleic acid binding
Source: RefSeq, a predicted model, not a curated record